Bombus impatiens (common eastern bumble bee) is the source of this 1795-nucleotide messenger RNA. RefSeq lists its product as uncharacterized. NCBI's taxonomy places the organism in Eukaryota, Metazoa, Arthropoda, Insecta, Hymenoptera, Apidae. Bases 779 to 1492 code for a protein of 237 amino acids. Gene Ontology annotation, biological process: regulation of transcription by RNA polymerase II; sex differentiation. The transcript has 3 exons. The record is from RefSeq and is a predicted model, not a curated record. Gene Ontology annotation, molecular function: DNA-binding transcription factor activity, RNA polymerase II-specific; RNA polymerase II cis-regulatory region sequence-specific DNA binding. Gene Ontology annotation, cellular component: nucleus.
CAUGUUUGUAACUUCGAGACCCACACGUUUUGUUCCACUUCCGACGAGCGCGCAUUUGAGAGGCACGCGCGAGGAUUUCAACCGUGAGGGACUUUUGCAAUUGUUAAAUCGAUGGAUUUAUUAAUUUUUGUAUACCAGGAUUUCGGGUUACCGUGUUUCGCGUAGAGCCCCCAGGACGCGAACAAAUGCAAAGUAUGUCGAUUUGCAAAUGUCGAAAAGUUGUCAAAAAGCCAAGAACAUUGCCUACUUUUGAUACUCGAUUUUCAAUUUUACCAUUCCCUCUUCUUUUUUAAUACGAUUCUAAAAUAGUUUUAAAGUUACUUUUAAUCCUAAAGUAAAUUAGGAGAAAACGUUUUCGUUUCUUUUCUCUCUUUCUUCCCCCCAUUUUACGCUCUCAUUUUAUCUCGUUAUUAAUAAUUCUUGUUAAAAUUCUUGGUUCGUUGAGCACGUUGUUCUCGCAAGGACAGUCUCGAGGAGGGCCAAUCUUAGCUAUGGAUAUUCCGAGGUGCAACAUCUCUUCAGUCACGCAUCUUCAACGAGGGUCCACCACGGGCAAACGAUGGGAAGAUGUUGAAUGACCUGUCAACAUAUUUGCCGUACUGACAACACCCUCGAGCAAAGCUGUCCAUGUCCGAUAGGAAAAACGGAGAAACGUCUAAAGUGACACCCCUUCGUUCCACGCUCAUUAGGGCAAAUUCCUCGAAACAAGAAAUAGUAAUUAUUCGUGUAAAUCUUGAAGAGGAUAUACUCUCUGUACAGAGUAUCACAACGAUUUAAGAUGAAGACCGAAAGCGGUAAUUCGACUCAAGUGAAUUCCGGAAUCGAGCAACGUUUGAGGAGUCCAAAGUGCGCUAGAUGUAGGAACCACGGUGUAAUUUCCGGACUGAAGGGUCACAAAAGAUCGUGUGCGUGGAAGGACUGUCGUUGUCCUUGCUGUUUGCUGGUGGUCGAGAGGCAACGGGUGAUGGCCGCUCAAGUUGCACUCAGAAGACAACAACAGGCUCAAGGAAAUUUCUUCGGUGAAAACGUUUCAAGGGUUUGUCACACCCCGAUUGAUACGUCUGCUUCGCCGUAUCUACUGAAAACAGAUCAAACACCAGUCUGUCGAAGAGGGAAGAAUAUUCAACGUCAUCAAUUACAUUUUACGCAAACCAGCAUUAGCGUAACCCAAGGAUUCUAUGGAUUGAAAACGAUUCACGGUUUACCUGCAGCAUUUACCGCAGACGCUCCAUUGUUGAAUGGUUUGUCACAAAAUCAGGAAUACAAACAAGAAUCCGAAGGUUCGAAAAAAAUACAACCCUUCCCAAGUAUGUAUUCCACGAUCCCGUGGUUUGAACAGGUCGCGGAACCUCGUAAGACGAAGAAAAGUUUUAACAAUUUUACUUCCUCUGUGAACGAUCAAAAGAAUAUUUCUGCUGCUAAAAGUGGACCUUGUUUGGAGAAGAAAUCGACGAUCUCUUUUAGCGUAGAAUCUAUCAUUGGAACAAAGUGAUAAAUGAUAGUUCUAUAUGAAAUUGCAUUUCAUUAUUGUAAAUAGGAAUUUUUAUGAAUUGAUAAAUCUUAUUGGCAUAUACUUAUGGGCAGUAAUUAUGACAUAAGUGAAAAAUAUUCAAAAAUUUAAAUUAUUUUCUUAUGAAAUGCAAUCUAUAUGUGCUUGUAAAUCUUUCUUUUUUAAGUAUUAUUUUAAGAAUUAUACAUAUCUUUCCAAUUAACAAGUUUCUAAUUUGUUACAUAUACAUAGAUAAGAUACAUUAUUGUAUAUUAAUAUUACAAUAAACUCUUACAUAAAAUCAGA